UCUUAGCUGAUUUUUCUUAACCAUUGUAGAUAAUGUUAUUUUAAUACUGUAACAGCACACCAUGGUAUAUGUUAGCAUGAAAUAAUGCUCGUUGUUUUGUGGAGGAUAAGUUUUCUCUACUUGGUAUUGCGUGUGACAGGCGUAACAGGCACUGACUGCACAGUAGACAAUGAUGGUAUUGGGAGAUUCGGACCGGAUUGUGAGCUCCCCUGUUGGUGUAAGGAUAGGGGAGAAUGUGAUCAGACAAGCGGCACGUGCAACGCGGGCUGCGCCCCGGGCAUGUUCGGUUCUAGCUGCUUGUACCGCGAUAUUGCACACGGCAAAACCACAAAACCGAGGCAUUCCGACAAUUUACCAAAAUCACGACAACGCUCUGCCAGUUUGGCUGUGGAUGAUGAUCUUACAACUUGCAGUUCCACAAAAUAUGCACAUAAAUCCAGAACAGAACCACCAUGGUGGCGUAUUUGGUUCCCGUACAGUGUCAAUUUCUCCGUCAUCGAAAUGACCAUCAAGCAAAAUCUGCGACUGUAUUUCGCUAAUUUUACUGUUUCUGUUGCGACCAUUUCGAAACAAAAAAGCACCAAGAAAUUGUGGCCGUCUGAAGAGCACCGUUGUUACCAGGGUGAUGGUUUUGUUCUCGCUAAGGAUAGCGAAUACACCACCAUCAAGUUCUUUUGUAGACCUUCGUCAUUGGGAAACACCAUAAGAAUCACACUUGCUUCAAACCGGUCUCGAUUGGAACUUUGUGAUGUAAAUAUCAACCAAGUUUGUGGAUAUCGCCGCUGGGGUGAUGCUUGUGAGAAGGAAUGUUACUGUGGAGGUGAAGCCCCCUGUGACAAGUAUACCGGUGGUUGUCCUGGAACAUCCUGUGAUAACAGCAUGCGCGGCAAACAAUGCUCCAUCCCCUGUAACAAACAAUGCUCUAAUGGCUGUAACAAGGGCGACGGGAAGUGCAGUUCGUGUGCACCUGGGUAUCAUGGGGACUUUUGUAACGAAACUUGUGUUAACAACACAUUCGGUCCUAACUGUUCCAACAAAUGCAAUGAACAUUGCACCGGUCUAUGUGACAAUGUGAUGGGGACCUGUAACGAGUGUUCUCCAGGAUAUAAAGGGCAGUUCUGCAAUGAAACUUGCCGCAGCGGAACCUUUGGCCGGAAUUGUUCCCGAAACUGUCGCGAUACGUGCUCUGGAUCUUGUGAUAAUGAGGACGGAGCUUGUUGGUCAUGUCAACCAGGAUAUCAGGGGAAGUUCUGCAACACACCCUGUGACAAUAACACGUACGGCCAGAACUGUGACAAGCAAUGUAGCGAUCAUUGUGUUGGACCUUGUAACACUAUUGACGGAACCUGCACUACAUGUGAAGCUGGAUUUGAGGGGCGAUUAUGCAACAAAUCCUGCGCAAAGACUAAGUGGGGAAUGAACUGUAACAAAACCUGUGGCCAGUGUGCUACUGAAGAAUGCAACUCUUACAACGGCUUCUGUAAAACGGGAUGUCUGCCUGGUUACCAGCUAAACACUUGUCAAGAACCUUGUGACAAUCGCUCAUUUGGUGUGAACUGCAGUGGCAGAUGUAAUUCAAAUUGCAAAGGUCCCUGUAACAAGACUACUGGCCUGUGUCUGGACUGUAAAAGCGGAUGGAACGGAUCUAAAUGUGACAAAGAGUGUCCAGGCGGUUACUACGGUUCACGCUGCAUACAUGGUUGUGGAUACUGUUUGAAUAGUCCCUGUGACAGAGUGUCAGGCAACUGUUCGGAAGGCUGCAAACCUGGAUAUCAACAUACUCCAAAAUGUUUUGAAAAGUGUCCAAUUGGAACAUUUGGUUUGAAAUGCUUAAGAAAUUGCAGUGUGCAUUGUGAUCGUACAUGUGACCGUGUGAGAGGCCAUUGCUCAUGUCAAACGGGAUACCAAUUGCCGAAGUGUAUUAAUGAAUGUGAGCUUGGAACAUGGGGGAAAAACUGCGGUCAAACGUGUGGAGGUUGCCAUGCUGAAAACUGUAGCAAGACCGAUGGCCACUGCCUUAGUGGAUGUAAAUAUGGUUAUAAAAUAUCACCGGACUGCAUGGAAAAAUGUGACGACGGCAAAUAUGGUUACAACUGCUCUGAAACAUGUAGCAGAAACUGUGAAGAUCCAACGUCCUGUAACACAACCACCGGCUUUUGUGGCUCUUGCAAGCGGGGUUGGCAAGGCACAAUGUGUAGUGAAAGAUGUCCUGACCAAAGGUAUGGCCGGAAUUGCCAGGAAAAGUGUGGGCACUGUGAGGGAGCGACAUGUAAUAUAAUGGAUGGUCAUUGUAUUUCAUGUAUACCUGGCUACAUAAAUGAUGGACGAUGCAAAACUGGAUGUGAGGCUGGUAGUCACGGUGUGGACUGUCAGGAGCGGUGUGGAAUGUGCGCCGGAAACAAAUCCUGUCACCCGGAGAACGGGACCUGUCCACUUGGCUGCAAGACGGGGUUCUCUGGAGAUGGAUGUACACAGAAUCUGAAAGGGCCGUCACAGCCUUUUACAGUGGCAAUUGCUGGAGCUCUUGGAGGUGGAGUUUUGAUCAUCACCAUUAUUGCGGUAACAGUCGUUAUUCUGUUGAUGAAGAGGCAUGAAGCUGAAAAACACCAGAAGAAACAGCCAGCAAAUAAGAUACAUAAGUCUGCAGAUAUCCGUCAUCCUGGAACAAGUAAGGCCCAGACAAAACCAUCUGAUGAUCUUGAAGAGUCAGGGAAUAAACAACGUAAAGUUUAUUUUCAAGAUCAGCCCCUUCCUGUGGCACCCCCGGACGAUCCAGUAGUUGUACUUGAGCCCACCUACGGAAACAUGAAUGGUGAAGAGGGGCAGUCACCACGUAACCCCGUGAUCUUGUCUCAGCUGCUCAGCUAUAUAGUCACAAAGUCUGCCGACCAGACAUAUUUUAGCACUGAAUAUACGAAAAUUCCAACUGGCAUGAUUCACCCAGCCACCGCUGCCAGAGACCCGGAAAAUGCCGGCAAGAGUAGAUACAAGAACCUGUAUGCUUACGAUCACUCAAGGGUACACCUGAAGAAACAGCAAGGAGGAACGGACUAUAUCAACGCUUGUUUCAUUCAGGGUUAUUCCGGAAGGCCAGAGUUCAUUGCUUCACAAGGUCCUAUGGAAGCUAUGAUUGAAGACUUUGUUCGGAUGAUCUGGGAAAAUAGCGUCAUUACAGUCGUCAUGGUUACCAACCCCGUCGAGCUGGGAAAAAUCAAAUGCCUGCCGUAUUGGGGGGAGAUGAAUGAGGAAAAGGAGAUUGGUAUGUUUGUGGUGGAGCUUACGGCAGGGAAGGAAAAUAGCGACUUUGCUGUCAGGGAUCUAACAGUGUUCGAGAAGACUAACCCGGACGUAGCACGGAGUGUCCGCCAGUUCCACUACACAGCGUGGCCGGACAAAGAUGUGCCGGAUAGCCCCGCCAGCCUGCUCAUGUUCUGGCACACUGUCCGCGCGUACGACCCCCAACGUGUAGCGCCAUGGCUUGUGCAUUGCAGCGCUGGUGUUGGACGAACUGGAACAUUCAUUGCGAUGGACAUUCUACACAGCCAGGGUAACAAGACUGGCGUCAUUGACGUAUUCCAGUGUGUGCACACUCUGAGGGAUCAGCGCGUCAAUAUGGUCCAAACACUCAGUCAGUACAAAUUCCUACACGAGGUAAUGUACGAGGCCCUUGUACUGUCUUCUUGGCCAGUCCCGGUUGAUGAAUUUCCCAAUGAACACCAGCGCCUCGUCAAGGUCGACCCCGUCCUCAACAAGACAAACAUUCUACUAGAAUAUGAGAAUGAAAAGGCCUACCAGACGAUGGUGUUUUCAAAAAUUCGCCUGGAUUCGUAUGGUCAAGAGAUGGACGUCUUUUCUAUUGCGAGUUUGCCGGAGAACGUCAGCAAAAACAGAUCACAGUCCGUACUUGCUCAAAAUAUGUACAGACCUAUCCUUCGCACGCCAGUAAGCGGACGCAACGACUAUAUUAAUGCUGUUUACAUUCCGACGCUGUUUGAACGAUACGCAUUUGUGGUGAGUCAGACACCCCUAGAGGAGACGCUAGUGGACCUUUGUCGCCUUAUACACGACCUCGACAUCCGCAUCGUGGUCUCAUUCCCGGACGAAGGGAGAGAACAGGUUGGUAAACUUCCAACCAGCGGGUCAAGCACAAUCGGACCUUUCACAGUUCGUUUUGAGAAGGAGAAAACAUCGGACAGCAUAAUACACAGAAAAUACUCACUGACAAACAAAACUGGGGGUAAGAAAGAGUUCUGCCAGCUGGUGUACAGGAAAUGGACGAUGCGACAGGUGGUUCCGUCGGAUCGGAAGUCAUUUGUGAUGCUUCUACAUGAAGUUGAGACACUUCGAAAGGCGAAUCGAAAAAGUCCAGUCCUUAUAACCUGCUUUACGGGCUUCGAGCGAAGCGGCCUGGUGGCGGUGUUGUUUGCCGUUCUUGCUAUACUGACCUGGACAGGUGCCGUAUCUGUCCCCCUCGUUAUACGACACUUACGGACACGCAGGCAACAACUCGUACCAAAUUUCGAGCAGUUUCAGUUCUGCCACGAUGUGGCCCUGGACCACGCCAAUGCAAGAGAAACCUGCGACAAUGUCUGACUGUGAGAUAUAUUCCAUGGAGCUAGUGCUUCAGUGACGGAUUAUGUAUUAAACCUAAUAAACCCUAUUAAACAAAAUUUGCCGGUCGUUCUUGACCGGCCUUUUCUAGUGUUUCUAGAAAGAUAGAACGUACAUAACGAUCUUCGUUUGUAAAAUUUUGGUUAUGCAUGCUUAACAGUUUAAUAAACAGUUGUUAGCUGCUUGAGCUAUUAUUAUUAUUAGAAGACUAGACAUACUGCUUGAAAUGAGACUGACUGAGGGUAUUAUUUUCUCCCCAAAUUCAACCUUUGGAGUAUCGAAUGUUCUCUGAUAACUUGAAUACCACAUACCAAAUAGCGGAGUAUCAGCAUCCAGUCUCCUACGAAAUUAUCUUCCUUGACAUGAAGAAUAAAUCUGUCUACCCUUGAUCUAUAUUAUUAUUAGAGUUUUAUUUUCCUUUUCAUGGAUUUUGUUUAUAUCAUUUCAAUUGUUCAAGGUGAAUGGAGGUAAAAAUCAACAAAAAAUCAAAGAUUACUUAUAAUAAGUGGAACGCGAUAUCUAUAAAUGGUCACGUGAUUUGCAUUUGGGCAGUAUUUACUGUACCGUAUUUUAUUGUUUAUGCUAUUGUAGCAUUAUAUUUUAUUCCCUUAUUUGUAUUUGUACAUGAUAUUGUGGAAUUAUGGGAUUUUUCUCCUUUUAUUUAUAUUUGUAUAUAAUCAGUAGCAGUAGCAGUAUGCUUUACUCCAUUCAUCUGUAGUUGUAUGUUUUAUUACUUUUUUACUCUUGCUGUUUUCUUUUUUUUAAAUAUAUGGUACAGAAUAAUUAUAUUGUUUGUUUAAGCCUGCUGUAUAUUAAAACACUACCUUCACAUCAGCACUUCCA
This is a messenger RNA of Mya arenaria, 5454 nucleotides long. RefSeq lists its product as uncharacterized. Gene Ontology annotation, molecular function: protein tyrosine phosphatase activity. The coding region runs from base 85 to 4593 and encodes 1502 amino acids. The transcript is spliced from 35 exons. The record is from RefSeq and is a predicted model, not a curated record. Gene Ontology annotation, biological process: protein dephosphorylation. NCBI's taxonomy places the organism in Eukaryota, Metazoa, Mollusca, Bivalvia, Myida, Myidae.